Messenger RNA from Condylura cristata (star-nosed mole), 831 nucleotides. RefSeq names its product kinesin-like protein KIF13B. The coding region runs from base 1 to 831 and encodes 276 amino acids. Lineage: Eukaryota; Metazoa; Chordata; Mammalia; Eulipotyphla; Talpidae. The transcript is spliced from 4 exons. The record is from RefSeq and is a predicted model, not a curated record.
AUGACCGCCCCGGGGACGCAGGAGCCAGCCGAAGGUAAGAGUCGGCUUCGGCAGCGCUGUGGGCCGGGCGCCGUGGAGUCCUGGCGGCUUCCGCGCCAAUCUCUCCGGCACGUGCCCGCCACGCCCGCCACAGACACAGAAAAGCAGCUUCGGCGUGAGCAGGCGGGCCGGUGCCGCUGCCCGAGGGACGCCAGCAGAGCCUUCCCCCCGCAGGUCAAGAUCCUGCAGGCCACCGGGCUGCCGCAGCGCCUGACCCACUUCGUGUUCUGCAAGUACAGCUUCUGGGAUCAGCAGGAGCCAGUGGUGGCUGUCCCGGAGGUGGACACGCCCUCCUCGCCCGUCUCCGAGGAGCCUCAGUGCAUGGUGGUCUUCGAUCACUGCCACGAGUUUUCCGUGAACGUCACCGAGGACUUCACCGAGUAUCUGCUGGAAGGCGCCUUGGCCAUCGAGGUGUACGGCCACAAGGUCAACGACCCUCGGAGGAGCCCCGCCGUGUGGGACCUGGGGAUCAUCCAAGCAAAGACGCGAAGCCUUCGAGACAGGUGGAGCGAGGUCAGCAGGAAGGUGGAAUUCUGGGUUCAGAUCUUGGAGCAGAACGAGAAUGGCGACUACUGUCCCGUGGAAGUGGUUCCUGCCAAGGAUGUGCCGACUGGAGGGAUCUUCCAGCUCCGGCAGGUGAGAACUGGCUGUUCUGCGCACAGCCGUGAAUGCGCUGGCCGCCAGCUGACCCUCGGUUCCUGUGGAGCAGUGGCGGCGGCCACGUCCCCACCUCGUGUGGGUCCCCCAUGCAGGCGUAUUUUCUGUCAAGACUUACUCUUUGGGCACUCGUAA